AUGUCGUCCCCUGCACCCUCUCUGCGCAAGAGAGGUGGAAAGCGGGAUACCUCUGCGGCGCCUUCGGGCAAAGACUUCCCGGUCUCGGUGCCGGCAGCCAGCAAAGCACCUUCCGAAUGGGACUACUGGGUCGCCCUAGGCGUCGUCACCCUACUGGCUUUUGUAACGCGGUUUUACAGACUGGAUUACCCGAAUGAGGUGGUCUUUGACGAGGUCCACUUCGGCAAGUUCGCCUCGUACUACCUACAACGCACCUAUUUCUUCGAUGUCCACCCGCCCUUUGCUAAAUUGUUGUUCGCGUUUACCGGUUGGCUGGUCGGCUAUGAUGGCAGUUUCCAUUUUGACAACAUCGGUGACUCGUACAUUGAGCACAAGGUCCCCUACUUGGCUUACCGAGCGAUGCCGGCCACCCUCGGAGCAUUGACGAUCCCGACGGUGUUUCUGAUUAUGUGGGAGUCCGGCUACUCGCUUCCCGCCUGUGUGCUGUCUGCGGGCCUCAUGGUGUUCGACAAUGCCCAUGUGGCCGAGGACCGGCUGAUUCUCCUGGAUGCCCCGCUGGUGCUGUCGAUGGCCCUCAGUGUGUUGUGCUAUGUCCGUUUCUACAAGCUGCGGCACGAACCCUUCGGCCGCAAAUGGUGGAAAUGGCUUCUCCUGACCGGAUUCUGCAUGAGCUGCGUCAUCUCCACCAAAUACGUCGGCAUGUUUACUUUUGUGACAAUCGGUGCGGCGGUCCUGUGUGACCUGUGGGAUCUCCUGGACGUCAAUCGCCCGCAGGGGUCGCUCAGCAUGAUCGACUUUGGCAAGCACUUCGUGGCUCGGCUGGUUGGCCUCAUCCUCAUCCCAUUCUUCUUCUACCUUUUCUGGUUCCAGGUUCACUUUGCCAUCCUCACCAGAUCUGGUCCUGGAGAUGAUUUCAUGAGCCCCGAGUUCCAGCAGACCCUCAGCGACAAUGUGAUGACCGCGAAUUCUGUCGGUAUCGAGUAUUACGAUACUAUCUCGAUGCGCCACAAGGAAACCGGCGUCUUCCUUCACAGCCAUCUUGAACGGUAUCCUCUGCGCUACGACGACGGACGCAUCUCCAGCCAGGGCCAGCAGGUCACUGGAUAUCCGCACAAUGAUACCAACAACCACUGGCAGAUUAUUCCGACGAAGCCCCUGGCGGAUGGUGCAAACAGCGUGCACAACGGAGAUGUCGUCCAACUCUUUCAUGUCGGCACGGAGACAUAUCUCCUUUCUCACGAUGUCGCUUCCCCUUACUACCCGACGAACCAGGAGUUCACCACCGUCCCGCCAGAGGAGGCGAGCGGCGAGCGGCACAAUGACACCCUAUUCGAGAUCAAGGUCGAGAACGGCAAGGCAGGCGCGGAAUUCCGCACACUCGCCAGCCUUUUCAAACUGAUUCACCAGCCGAGUCGCGUGGCCAUGUGGACUCACUCGACACCUCUGCCGGAAUGGGGGUUCAAGCAGGCCGAGAUCAACGGCAACAAGAACGCCGCGCAGACAAGCAAUCUAUGGUUCGUGGAGAGCAUCGAGGGCAUCGAGCCCGACAGCCCCCGCCUGACCAAGAAGGAAGAGCGAAAAGUCAAGCCGCUCCCCUUUAUGCGCAAGUGGCUGGAGCUGCAGGGAGCCAUGUUCUACCACAACAAUGCCCUGACCAGUAGCCACCCCUACGCAACCGAGCCCUACCAGUGGCCGUUCCUGCUGCGUGGCGUGAGUUUCUGGACCAAGAACGAGCCCCGUGAGCAGAUCUACUUCCUGGGUAACCCGGUGGGAUGGUGGAUUGCCAGCAGUCUGCUGGCCGUGUUCGUCGGCAUCGUUGGUGCCGACCAGCUCUCGCUACGUCGUGGCGUCGAUGCGGUGGAGGAACUCUGGGGUCACGGCGCCCGAUCGCGUCUGUACAACAGCACCGGAUUCCUGUUCCUGUGUUGGGCCGCCCACUACUUCCCCUUCUGGCUCAUGGGCCGCCAGCGUUUCCUGCACCACUACCUGCCCGCCCAUCUGGCGUCGACGCUCGUGGCCGGUGCACUGAUCGAGUUUGUCUGCAAUAUCGACCCGCGCACUCCGCCUGCUGCGCCCGUCGCCGCGGAUGACCCGACGGGCAAGUCCAAGGGCCUCCGGUCGUCUCCCCGUCGAUUUGUCACGGCCAAGGAGCGCAUGGGACCCAGGUCGGUCGCCACGGGGUGGCUAGCCACCCUGGCCAUCCUCGCCGCCACCGUCUGGGGAUUCUGCUUCUAUGCGCCGCUGACCUACGGCACUCCUGGAUUGGAUGUUGCCGGCGUCCAGGCGCGCCAGUGGCUGGGCUACGACCUGCACUUUGCGAAAUAA
Molecule: messenger RNA, 2325 nt
Organism: Penicillium lagena
Lineage: Eukaryota; Fungi; Ascomycota; Eurotiomycetes; Eurotiales; Aspergillaceae
Gene: pmt4
Product: dolichyl-phosphate-mannose-protein mannosyltransferase
Exons: 3
Coding region: 1-2325 (774 amino acids)
Biological process (GO): protein O-linked glycosylation via mannose
Cellular component (GO): endoplasmic reticulum; membrane
Molecular function (GO): dolichyl-phosphate-mannose-protein mannosyltransferase activity
Source: RefSeq, a predicted model, not a curated record